This is a messenger RNA of Cygnus atratus (black swan), 3354 nucleotides long. RefSeq names its product solute carrier family 4 member 10 (gene SLC4A10). Gene Ontology annotation, biological process: bicarbonate transport; regulation of intracellular pH; transmembrane transport. The coding region runs from base 1 to 3354 and encodes 1117 amino acids. Lineage: Eukaryota; Metazoa; Chordata; Aves; Anseriformes; Anatidae. Gene Ontology annotation, cellular component: plasma membrane; basolateral plasma membrane. Gene Ontology annotation, molecular function: solute:inorganic anion antiporter activity; monoatomic anion transmembrane transporter activity; sodium:bicarbonate symporter activity. The transcript is spliced from 25 exons. The record is from RefSeq and is a predicted model, not a curated record.
AUGCAAUUUUUGGGGGUCUCUGGAAAUAGAAAGGUCAUGCAGCUUGGAACCGGUGAGACAUUACAGUCGUUAAGUCAUCAGAGAAAUGAUGAAGAGGCUGUUGUGGAUAGAGGUGGAACUCGCUCCAUCCUCAAAACUCAUUUUGAAAAGGAAGAUUUAGAAGGCCAUCGAACAUUGUUCAUUGGAGUUCAUGUGCCACUGGGUGGAAGAAAGAGUCACAGACGCCAUAGGCACCGUGGACAUAAACACAGAAAGAGAGACAGAGAGCGAGAUUCGGGAUUAGAAGAUGGGAGAGAAUCUCCUCCUUUUGAUACUCCAUCACAAAGGGUGCAGUUUAUUCUUGGAACGGAAGAUGAUGAUGAGGAGCACAUUCCUCAUGAUCUCUUUACUGAGCUUGAUGAAAUUUGUUGGCGUGAAGGAGAGGAUGCUGAGUGGAGGGAAACGGCAAGGUGGUUAAAGUUUGAAGAAGAUGUAGAGGAUGGUGGAGAGAGGUGGAGCAAACCCUAUGUUGCCACACUGUCACUUCAUAGCUUGUUUGAGCUGAGAAGCUGUAUCCUGAAUGGCACAGUUUUGUUGGACAUGAGAGCUAACUCCAUAGAAGAAAUUGCAGAUAUGAUUCUGGAUCAGCAGGUGGGCUCUGGGCAGCUCAGUGAGGAUGUUCGUCACAGAGUACACGAGGCGUUACUGAAACAGCAUCACCAUCAGAACCAGAAGAAACUGAGCAACAGGAUCCCAAUUGUGAGAUCCUUUGCUGAUAUUGGAAAGAAGCAGUCUGAGCCACAUUCCAUGGAUAAAAAUGCAGGUCAGAUUGUUUCCCCACAGUCUGCUCCAGCCUGUAUUGAAAACAAAAAUGAUGUGAGCAGAGAAAAUAGCACUGUUGACUUUAGCAAGGUUGACCUACACUUCAUGAAAAAGAUACCUCCUGGAGCUGAAGCAUCAAACAUCUUAGUUGGUGAACUGGAGUUCCUGGACCGUGCAGUUGUUGCUUUUGUUAGGUUAUCUCCUGCAGUGCUGCUUACAGGACUAGCUGAAGUUCCAAUUCCAACUAGAUUUUUGUUUAUUCUUCUUGGACCAUUGGGUAAAGGGCAACAAUACCAUGAGAUUGGAAGAUCAAUUGCAACACUAAUGACAGACGAGGUGUUCCAUGAUGUUGCGUACAAAGCAAAAGAUCGCAAUGACUUGGUGUCCGGAAUUGAUGAGUUUCUUGAUCAAGUUACAGUUCUCCCUCCUGGAGAAUGGGACCCAACAAUUCGAAUAGAGCCACCUAAAAAUGUUCCCUCUCAGGAGAAGCGUAAGAUCCCAGGAGUGCCAAAUGGGACUGCAGCCCAUGGCGAUCCAGAACAACCUGGAGGGCACUCUGGACCAGAAUUGCAACGCACUGGAAAAUUUUUUGGAGGAUUGAUUUUAGAUAUAAAAAGAAAAGCUCCGUUCUUCUGGAGUGACUUCAGGGAUGCUCUCAGUCUACAGUGUCUGGCAUCGUUUUUAUUUCUCUACUGUGCUUGCAUGUCUCCUGUCAUCACAUUUGGUGGUCUACUAGGAGAAGCAACUGAAGGUCGUAUAAGUGCAAUAGAAUCGCUGUUUGGAGCAUCCAUGACUGGAAUUGCCUACUCUCUCUUUGGUGGGCAGCCCCUCACUAUACUUGGCAGCACAGGACCGGUAUUAGUGUUUGAGAAGAUCUUAUUCAAAUUUUGCAAAGAGUAUGGAUUGUCAUAUCUUUCUCUGAGAGCUAGCAUUGGACUGUGGACUGCAAUCCUGUGCAUCAUCCUUGUUGCAACUGAUGCAAGCUCCCUAGUCUGUUAUAUUACACGGUUUACCGAAGAAGCUUUUGCUUCUCUUAUCUGCAUCAUUUUCAUUUAUGAGGCCUUAGAGAAGCUAUUUCAUCUCAGUGAGACAUACCCAAUCAACAUGCACAAUGAUUUGGAUCUUCUGACUAAAUACUCAUGCAAUUGUGUGGAACCAGAACAUCCUAGCAAUAAAACCUUACAGUACUGGCAGGACUACAAUAUAUCUGCAUCUGACGUGCCAUGGGGGAACCUAACUGUGUCGGAAUGUAAAAAGUUUCAUGGAGCAUUUGUUGGACGAGCCUGUGGUCAUCAUGGCCCUUACGUUCCAGAUGUCCUCUUCUGGUCUGUCAUCUUAUUCUUUUCUACAGUAACUCUGUCAUCCACACUGAAGCAGUUCAAAACUAGCCGAUACUUCCCAACAAAGGUGCGAUCUGUUGUCAGCGAUUUUGCUGUUUUUCUCACUAUUUUGUCCAUGGUUUUAAUUGACUAUGCCAUUGGGAUUCCAUCACCAAAACUUCAGGUUCCAAAUGCUUUUAAGCCCACCAGAGAUGAUCGUGGAUGGUUUAUUACUCCUUUGGGGCCUAAUCCUUGGUGGACAGUCAUUGCUGCUGUAAUUCCAGCCCUGCUUUGUACUAUCCUUAUCUUUAUGGACCAGCAGAUCACAGCUGUCAUUAUAAAUAGAAAAGAACACAAACUAAAGAAAGGAUGCGGAUACCAUCUUGACUUGCUCAUGGUGGCUGUCAUGCUUGGAGUGUGCUCUAUUAUGGGACUGCCAUGGUUUGUUGCAGCCACUGUCCUCUCUAUUUCCCACGUGAAUAGCUUAAAACUGGAAUCGGAGUGUUCUGCUCCAGGGGAACAGCCAAAAUUUCUUGGAAUCCGGGAGCAAAGAGUCACAGGGCUCAUGAUUUUUAUCCUGAUGGGCUCAUCUGUCUUUUUGACAAGUAUUCUGAAGUUUAUUCCUAUGCCAGUACUUUACGGAGUAUUUCUUUACAUGGGUGCUUCAUCUCUAAAGGGAAUUCAGCUUUUUGACAGGAUAAAAUUAUUCUGGAUGCCUGCAAAGCAUCAGCCAGAUUUUAUUUAUCUGAGGCAUGUUCCUCUUAGAAAAGUCCAUCUCUUCACUGUAAUUCAGCUGAGUUGUCUUGUACUCCUGUGGAUUAUAAAGGUUUCAAGAGCUGCCAUUGUCUUUCCCAUGAUGGUCCUAGCUUUGGUAUUUGUCCGAAAACUCAUGGAUUUCUUUUUUACUAAACGGGAGCUCAGUUGGUUAGAUGAUUUGAUGCCUGAGAGCAAGAAAAAGAAACUAGAAGAUGCUGAGAAAGAGGAAGAGCAAAGUAUGUUAGCAAUGGAAGAGGAAGGGACUGUUCAGUUACCACUAGAAGGACAUUACAGAGAUGACCCAUCUGUGAUAAACAUUUCUGAUGAAAUGGCUAAAACUGCUGUGUGGAAGACAUUGUUGAUAUCCUCAGAGAAUGCAAAAGAAAAGGAGUCAAGCUUUCCUUCUAAAAGUGCUGAAAUCAGAAAAGAGAAGAAAGCUGACUCAGGGAAAGGUGUCGACCGGGAGACUUGUCUAUGA